UAUUUAUAUGCAGCUCGAAGUGCAGCCGGCUAGUAUAGUCCGUACUGCAGUUCACAUCAGUUAUCGCUUGGCUAAAGAUCAUACUCUUCAAGAUGUUCCAUUUGUACGUUCUGCUGGCAGGAAUCCUUUUUCCUGGACUAGUGCUAAGUGCUCCAACGGUGCACUUACAGGACCACUUCCCGGACCCUACCGGAACGGAGGAUUACAAUGCAAUUCCAGCCAUUACCGAAACGCCUCAAUUGCAAGGUACACCACACGUCGUCGAACCGACCUGGAUCACGGUAACGAUGCUACCACCGAGCUAUACUCCCACCGGGCCAGAGCUAAAGCCUAACGUGAUGCCACCGUACACUGCCUACGUGGCUGUGCCCCCGCUACAACAGCCCAUGCCUGCACCUUGGCCACUGUACUAUCCCCACAUGCCGGUACUGCCGUAUCCGUACGCUAACAAUCAUCUGUGCAACCCGCAGCUGGGCUCGAUCGGCCGUGUGGCAUAACGGGCUAAUCUGAACCUCAACGCCCAACGUCACGCUGGUGUCGCGUGUGAAUCCUUCCGCGUACGGGGCUAUCGAUUACAUGCUUCUGGUUAAUUUAUUCUGCCCACUGGAAUCAUUUGUUUUCGACGCGUUAUUUUUGUGUGUCCUGCCACGUUUUGCGUUUUCCGUUCGUCCAAAGUUGUCCAGGGUGCAUAAUCCGCUGAAGCAACUGCAGAGCGAACCGUGUUCGGGGUGCCAGUGUCAAAUAAUUUCAUCAGUGCUAUAAUUUUAUGUUUUAUCCAUCGGCUCAGGAGGCUUCUUAGUUUCGCAAGUGCAUGCAGUUUACCUGCUGGUGAAGGUAAAUUAUACGUUUCAUUAAUGAUCGAGACAUCUUCGGAGGGGAAAACAAGCAGGGACAUUCCUGGAAUGAUCAAGUCAUUUGUCUGUAUCGGGUUUCGGUGUGAAAUGUGGGUACCUUAUCCGGGCAGGGUUUGCUUUCAUCGCAAGAUUGUAGCGGUGGUUGACAAGUUUUGACAGCUCAAUACGGUGGAUCCAUGGUUUCGCGGGAGUUUGGUCCUAGAGGAUUUAGUUGCUACAGUCAUAUCUAAACUCCUAUCACGAUCGCUUAAGCACAAUAAAAAAUAAAAACUGUUGA
Anopheles stephensi (Asian malaria mosquito) is the source of this 1131-nucleotide messenger RNA. RefSeq lists its product as uncharacterized. The transcript is spliced from 2 exons. The coding region runs from base 93 to 497 and encodes 134 amino acids. The record is from RefSeq and is a predicted model, not a curated record. NCBI's taxonomy places the organism in Eukaryota, Metazoa, Arthropoda, Insecta, Diptera, Culicidae.